This is a messenger RNA of Boleophthalmus pectinirostris (great blue-spotted mudskipper), 2904 nucleotides long. Its product is annotated as zinc finger protein RFP-like. Gene Ontology annotation, molecular function: protein binding; zinc ion binding. The record is from RefSeq and is a predicted model, not a curated record. Bases 1 to 1635 code for a protein of 544 amino acids. NCBI's taxonomy places the organism in Eukaryota, Metazoa, Chordata, Actinopteri, Gobiiformes, Gobiidae. The transcript has 8 exons.
AUGUCCUUGUCUCGCGUCGUUCUGUCCCCGGUGCAGUUCCGCUGUCCUCUGUGUCGGGGAGUCUUCUCGGAGCCCGUGUCCAUCCCGUGUGGACACAGCUUCUGCUUCAGCUGCAUCACGUCUCACUGGGACCAGAGCACACGAGUGUCCUGUCCGAAGUGUCACACAGUGUUUCCCACCCGGCCCCAGCUGUGUGAGAACGCCUUCGCCAAAGACAUGUGCACCCAGAUAAAGGCCAAGAGUCUCCCCCCGCAGGCUGAGAGGGUGUACUGCGAUGUGUGUGUGGGCGACAGGACACAGGCGGUCCGGUCCUGUCUCGUGUGCCUGGCCUCGUAUUGCCAGACCCACCUGGAGCCUCACAGCCGGGUGCCCACGCUGCGCACACACACCCUGGUCGCUCCAGUGGGGGCGCUGGAGAGCCGCCUGUGCAAGCGUCACCAGCGCGUCCUGGAGCUGUUCUGCCGGAGCGAGGGCAGCUGUGUGUGCGUACUGUGUGCAGAGGCGGGGCAUCAGGGGCACGUCAUGGUGCCUGUGGAGCGGCAGAGUCAGCUCGUCAAGGCUCAGAUGGAACACAGAGAGGAGCAGCUCCAGCAGAUGAUUCAGGAGAGACUGCAGAGAGUGGACAACAUUUCACACAACAUCAGCCUGAGCAGAGAGCAGACCAGGCUGGACUUGCAGCAGAGCAAACAGAUCUUCUCCUCUCUGAUGGUCCACCUGAAGAAGGUCCAGGAGGAGGUGGUGGAGCAGAUCCAGAGGACUCAGGAGCAGGCCGAGCACAGGGCCCAGAGCCUGGUCUCCCAGUUGCAGCAGGAGGUCAAAGAGCUGCGGAGGAGCAGGCACGAGCUGGAGCAGCUCAGGCAGUCACAGGACCAUCUCCAUCUGGUCCAGAGCUUCUCCUCCCUGACCCUCCCAACCCCCACACUCUCACGCUCUGUGCCCGUCCACGCUGACCCCUGCCUGGGCACACUGAGGAGUGCUGUGGCCCGUCUGGAGCUGGAGGUGCAGAAGACCCUCAAACUGCUGUGUGACCAGGAGUUGGAGCGGAUGCAGAAGUACACAGUGGACGUGACCUUUGACCCGCACACAGCUAACCCGUGGUUGGUGCUGUCUGAGGACCGCAGACGUGUGUGGGACGGGAACCAGGAGCAGGUCUUGGAGCAGAGAGCAGAGCGCUUCGACACUGCCCCCUGUGUGCUGGGGGACAAGGGCUUCACCAGCGGGAGGCACUACUGGGAGGUGGAGGUGGGGGGUAAGACGGCGUGGGACGUGGGCGUGGCUCGAGGGUCGGUCAGCAGGAGGGGCGUGGUCACCCUGAGCCCGAGCGACGGCUAUUGGACGGUGUGUCUGCGGCGGGGCGGGGAGUACAGGGCGUGUGCGGAGGAGGCGGUGCUGCUCCCCGUGUGCCCCCCGCUCCCCCAGGUCCUCGCCCUGUUUGUGGACCACGAGGAGGGACGCGUCUCCUUCUACGACGUCGAGGCCGGAUUGCACCUGUAUUCAUACACGGGCUUCACUUUCACUGAGGCUCUGUUCCCGUUCUUCAACCCAGAGACGAUCAGCAGCGGAGGAGACAACUCUGCUCCUCUGGUCAUACGCGCCACCAGGGACACGGCGGAGAUCGAUAAUGUGAUGAUUUAAAGCAGGACUAUUCAGUAAAAUGGACUUUUCAGAGCUUUUAACCAUGUUUUUAACCAUGUUCUAGUUGUCUCACUGACCCUCUGAAGUUGUAUUUGGAGUGAUUCGUGCAUGUUUGAGUCACCUUUAAUCGCUUAUUUUUCAAGACAUGUCCACUGUGACAUACUUUCUGUUUUUUAAUGCUGAAUUCAGUGCAUUUGUUUCUUUUAUUAAGUUGUUUUAGAUGAAUAUUGUGACUUAAAAUUAUAUAGCAGACACAAGCACAACGGGUCACUAAGUGCUAAUAGAUGCAUCAGGAAUUUCGGACUUUCGGUCAUUGCUCAAUGCAUACUGAGAAGGAUUUUCCAAAAAAGUGAGCAUUAAAAUGCCAUGUUUGUUUUCCCAGUGGGAUGUGUCUAUUGACAAAGUCAGUCUUUUCUAGUCUUUUGAACCAUAUCACUUUUGUUUCUGGUUCUGGUCAUAUUUUAGUUUUGGGAUUCGGACAUCGGAACUGUGUAGUUGUUGGAUGUCCUCACAGUGGAAAACGGAUCGAGAAAUUUGUUUGUGAACUUCAUAACUGCAAAAGGGAAUCAAGUCUGUGUGACUGCAAACCUCUGUUCAAACUGUUUCUCUUCCCAACGGAAUUGAAAAAUAGUGAAAGGUGAAGGUGAUGGGCAGGAUUGAUCCACAGGAAGGAUCAAAAAGGAAAUCUUUGGCUGCCUAAAUCAUCCCGAGUUUGCAGUGAACAUUUUGUAUGUGGAGCGGCAACAAAGUAAAACCCUGAUUUCUCGCUCCACUUUGGUUACGAAUUUAAAAAGCGAAAGGCACCAACUGUUCGCCAAGAAACACCUUCCACUGUAAAGAGACCAAGACGUGAUGUUGCUGUAAAACCACAAGAACAAGAAAGUGCAGCUCAGUCUGUUUGUCUUCUGUACCUCUCGCUGAUCAAACAGGAUCCCACUUUGAUGGUGCUUGUGAUACUGAUUCACCCUACCUCGGUACAGGGGCAGGGUGAAUCAAAACAAUGUUCCCAUUUAAAUGCUUUUCAGUAAGGACCCGAACUAGUUAUAUGAAACUUAGUAGCAAUUUUGUAUGGACAACACACAGCAUUACUUACUUAAAAUAAAAAAGAAACUGUGCUAUCAUUAGCCUGUUACAGGCUGAAAAAUAACUUCUAACCCCGGUGUGCCCUACUUUUGAUUUGAUAGUUUUAAGAUUAUUGUCAUUCUAAUUGUGUGUAUGUACACAGAACACUGUUGUCAAAGACACUCUCAUCUGCUCUUUCUGUUUAAA